UAGUGCAUUUUUUUUAAAUAAUUUAGUUGGAUUUUUGUAGCUAGUUUGAAUGGUUCACGCGAAUCCUAUCGCUUUUAAUUCUAAUAUCUGUAUACGCUCCACCAUAAGCAUAUUGAGUGUACCUACGCUUUGUGGGAUUCUUAUCAACGACGCGUACACGAACUUAUGUUAUCAUAAUUGAUAAUUCAUUUCAAUCCAAAAAGUCGAUUAAAUUUAUAACGAAAGUUUAUGCAGUGGGUGAUUAGGACGUAGUUCAUUUAAGAUCGUGAAGAUGGAGCUCCAGAACCAAAUCUACCUCAUAAUCGCUGUUUUUGGUGGCGUAUCCGCUCUUUUACUGAUAUUUUUAGUUAUUCUGUGCAUUUACGUGAUCAAUAUGAAGAAACUGGUGGUCGUCAAAGAGCAUGAGAAAAAAUACGAAAACUAUGGAUUCGAGCAAGAUGUGGUAAUUCAUAAUUUAACGGACGACUUUCGAUCUACAAAAUCGGAAGCUGCUCGUAGGCCACUGCCCAAGAGUAAUCUGAUUAAGCCGCGCAACGAAGACGCUGGUGGACAGAACAAAGAUACUCGAAAGGAUAAGCGCUCGGCAGGGGGACAUGGACGUGACGAUCGAAAACGCCACCCUUCAGAAAGUGGAGACACAUCCGGCCGUGAUUUUGACAGUGCGUUCGAUAACGAAAUCAACAACAUGUUUGAUAUUGAUGAUUAUGAUGAUCAGGAUAGCGUUGUUAGUGAUAGAAACCCUCGCUAUAACCAAGCAAACCGCCAUCAGCCAUCUCUACCAUCAGCAAUUAAUGGCGGUAAGCGGAACAAGAAUUUUAGCCAUGCUGGGAAUAAUGGGCAUCGGCAAUCAAGUAAUCAACAGCAUCUAAGCAGACCAGUAGCAGGUAGGAAUGGGUUCCAGGGGCCCGCACAUGAAGGAAGAACUUACUUCAAUGAAAUGAGCACGCGUUAUUAAUCAUUUUUCUUUCUUAAUGGAACAAUUGUUAGCCAGAAGUGAAUGUUGAAAUUUUUCAACACUAUCAGCACCUUAUUUUAAAUUAAAAAUGCACAAUAAUUCAAUAAGC
Topomyia yanbarensis is the source of this 1064-nucleotide messenger RNA. RefSeq lists its product as uncharacterized. NCBI's taxonomy places the organism in Eukaryota, Metazoa, Arthropoda, Insecta, Diptera, Culicidae. The transcript has 3 exons. The coding region runs from base 272 to 955 and encodes 227 amino acids. The record is from RefSeq and is a predicted model, not a curated record.